AUGUCUAAACUGGCAUUGUUCAAUGUGUAUAUUACUGAACGGCUAACAGCGGCGGCUGUGGAGAUAGGCGGGGUGGUAGAGAGAACAAUAACAGAAUACCAGGAAGAAAUCUCUCGUUCAAAGGAGGAGAAUGAACGUCUUCGACGUCUGCUGGAUUUCAAACAGCAUAGAACAGGUUUGUGUCGAUUUACAUCAAACGAAUCAGGUAGCUAGCUAGUUGCUGAUGUAAAUACCCACUCUGUUGAACUUUAAUUAGCAGUAUUUUGGGAUUUAUCCAACUGUAAACUAACUAGCUAAACAUAUUGUAAACAAAACAUUAAUGUUAUUGCAUGAGUUUCAAAGGACAAUGGAUAGGCCCAGUAAUGUAGUAAACUCCGAGUCGAAUCCAAGGACCCUAUCAUCCAAGUCCAGGGCCUUUAAUUAUGAUCGAGUCACGAGUGCCUUCCAGUGAGAAUAAUUGUUGGAAAUGCUUAUUUUAGACGUCUUUUCCAGACAUCGAAAUAGGUAAAAUGUUGGUUCUGAAUUAAAGUUGAAAAUACAUCAUUUACGGACGAUGAAAAUACAUUUUCUAACGCUUUUAAAACACUGAAGCCAAACAUGGAAACGAUGGAUACAACUUCCUCUGUGCUAUUGCAUUAUCAUAAUUCAUAUGCGCGCCACUAGAAAUCCCAUCAUUGGCAUGUUUCUGUUAGCUGAUACGUCAUGACAAAAUACAUCAUAUUACUGUCCUGCUAAUGUGCUUGGACCUUGUAGGCUAAACUGCCGAGAAAACCCACAUAACUGAUCCAAAUGGUUGCCCAAUCAGGCAGGCUAGAUGCAGUUAUUUCGAAAUGAAUAUGCAUUGAAAACGCCAGGCUUUUGAGCGGUUAUUCAAAUGCAAUAGGCUAUUCACUGCAGUUUACAGCCUAGACUAGAGUUUUGUACUCACUAGAAAACAAUCAUAACAUUCUUAAUUACAUGUUGUUGCCUAGGUAGGAUAAAUAUAUUGUCUCUAAAAAACAGAAACAAUAGGGUAGCUUUCCGAGCUGCAUAACCGGCGACUGGGAGGGUGCGCACUCAGCACAACCUAUGAUUUCGUUAUGAUACUUUAAAAAAAAUUCGCUGUUAAAUUGAUUGGAUGUAUUCACUGAGCUUAUGAGUUAUGGGCUACUAUGCAUACACUUCUAAUUUAGGCAAUAUAUAUAUUUAUUUUUUAGUCAUUUAGCAGACACUCUUAUCCAGAGCGACUUACAGUUAGUGAGUGCAUACAUUAUUAUUAUUUAUUUUUUCAUACUGGCCCCCCGUGGGAAUUGAACCCACAACCCUGGCGUUGCAAACGCCAUGCUCUACCAACUGAGCUACAUCCCUGCCGGCCAUUCCCUCCCCUACCCUGGACGACGCUGUGCCAAUAGUGCGCUGCCCCAUGGGUCUCCCGGCCGGCUACGACAGAGCCUGGAUUCGAACCAGGAUCUCUAGUGGCACAGCUACUCAUGGGGCAGCGCACUCAGGCUAGACCACUGCGCCACUCAGGCUAUAGGCUACAUCUCGAGCCCCUCUGUCUUUAUUGUUUUUCUUGCCCAAUUACGCAUCUGGCCUCGCUGCUGCCACAGCUAUUCCUUUUAAAAUCUUGUGGUAUCCUAGGAAAAUCCAGACUUCAAAAGCUUGUUGGACACUUUUUAAAAAUUAUUUUCUUUAGCCAACUAAUAGGAUAUUAGAGGAGAGAUGCAAGCUUGCUCUUGCUUUCUGAAUGUAAAAUAGGCUACAGCAUUAAUGAGCGGGGAGCUGGAAAGGAGAAGCCCCAUAUUUUACUAUAGUAGGCCUAUCUUAACACCAGGCUACAUCCUGACAAAAUAGGCCUACACCAUGUGAGUGGCCUGCUAAUGUACCUUUUUGGACCUUCUAAACAGUCGAGAAUAGACCAGUGGAGGAUGCUGAGGGGAGGAAGGCUCAUAAUAAUGGCUGGAAUAGAGUCAAUGGAAUGGUAUCAAACAUAUGUGGUUGAUACCAUUCCAUUGACUCCAUUCCAGCCAUUACUAUGAGCAUUCCUCCACUCAGCAGCCUCCACUGGAAUAGACCCACACUGAUCCAAAUGGUUGCAUAAUCAAGUCUAGGCUGUUGGCCUAUGCAGUUAUUUCGGCAUGAAACAAAACACUAGGUCUAAGUGAGCAGUUAUUAUAAUAAUAAUAAUAAUAAAGUUAUUCAAAUUAGCCUACAUAUAUAUAUAUAUAUAUAUAUAUAUAUAUAUAUAUAUUUAAACAUUUUAGUCAUUUCUUAUCCAGAGCGACUUACAGUAGUGAGUGCAUACAUUUUCAUACUUUUUCGUACAUCAUUGCAGUUUACAGCCUAUGGACAAUAAUUGUUAUUCACUUUAAUAAAUUCCUCAUUGCACUGUUGUUGUUGUAGCCCAGGUAUAAUAAUUUCCUUAUCUAAAAACGUAGGCCUAGGCCUAAUCAAUAGUGGAGCUGCAUGCCCGGGGACCACAGAGCGCAACCUGGAGGAACGCACUACAGAUCUGCCAUUUCAUAAUCUGUUAACUUAUUUUUCUUGCACUUUGUUAGGUAAAUAUUUAGCCUAUAGCCCUAAUAUUUAGCUAAUAAAUGGCCUAAUAUCUAGCUAAUAUUUAUCUUCUUACUUCAGCUAUACAUCACUAGCCUCUCUCUUCCAGCUGUUCCCAUGCACAACAGGCUAUAGGCUACACAAGCCUCUCCGCUAUAGGCCAUUCCUCUUCUCGUGAAAUCCCAGGAAAAGCUAUAGGUCUAGGCUACAAAAGCUAUAGGACAUUUAUUUUGGUACUUAUUUUAUACUAGACCUAAUAGCCUAUUCGGGGAAAGAAGCAGACUUGCUCUUCUUAAUUGCUUAAUGUAAAACAGGCCUACAGCAUAGAAAAAUGCAUAUCUGGGAAAGUUGAGGAGAGAAAGUACAUUGGUGUGAUAACUUUUGGCCGGUUAUGAUAACAUUGUUGCACUGAUGCAUUGCAAAUAGUUGCACAAGACAUAGUCUAGAUGAGCACAGUGAAAAAGAAGACCCAAAGGAAUUGACAACCAUUAGAAAAAUGGAAGUCUCUUGCAAACCACAAUUACAUGCUGUAAAAGAUGCACAGGUGUUUGUUGUUGAAUUGCUACAUUUAAAUACAAGUUACUAUAUUAUUUUUCAUUAGGCCUACAUGAACAUUGAAGUAUUAUUUUCAGUUGUUACUAUGACAAUGAACACACCCUGAAAGCAUAGAAUGGUCUGAACCAGUAUUUGUGCGUUAGAGACCUCAUGAAUGGUCUUGUGUUAGCACCUUAUUAAUAGUAAACGUGGAGUAGGGUGCCUUGAUCAGUUGAUUGACAGGUGUAGGACUGUAAAACAGUAAACUUUCCUCUAGUGUGGAUGCUCACCAACGUUUUACAGUUAUGUUGCCUAUACACUACUGGUCAAAAGUUUUAGAACACCUACUCAAUCAAGGGUUUUUCUUUAUUUUGUUGUAGAAUAAUAGUGAAGACAUCAAAACUAUGAAAUAACACAUGGAAUCAUGUAGUUACCAAAAAAGUGUUAAACAAGUCUAAAUACAUUUUAUAUUUGAGAUUCUUCAAAUAGCCACCCUUUGCCUUGAUGACAGCUUUGCACACUCUUGGCAUUUUCUCAACCAGCUUCACCUGGAAUGCUUUUCCAACAGUCUUGAAGGAGUUCGCACAUAUGCUGAGCACUUGUUGGCUGCUUUUCCUUCACUCUGCGGUCCGACUCAUCCCAAACCAUCUCAAUUUGGUUGAGGUUGGGGGAUUGUGGAGGCCAGGUCAUCUGAUGCAGCACUCCAUCACUCUCCUUCUUGGUAAAAUAGCCCUUACACAGCCUGGAGGUGUGUUGGGUCAUUGUCCUGUUGAAAAACAAAAAUGAUAGUCCCACUAAGCCCAUACCAGAUGGGAUGGCGUAGCGCUGCAGAAUGCUGUGGUAGCCUUGCUGGAUAAGUGUGCCUUGAAUUCUAAAUAAAUCACAGGCAAAGCACCCCCACACCACAACACCUCCUCCUCCAUGCUCUACGGUGGGAAAUACACAUGCGGAGAUCAUCUGUUCACCCACACCACGUCUCACAAAGACACGGCGGUUGGAACCAAAAAUCUCAAAUUUGGACUCCAGACAAAAGGACUAAUUUCCACCGGGCCUAAUGCCGAUUGCUCGUGUGUCUUGGCCCAAUCAAGUCUCUUCUUCUUAUUGGUGUUCUUUAGUAGUGGUUUCUUUGCAGCAAUUCGACCAUGAAGGCCUGAUUCACACAGUCUCCUCUGAACAGUUGAUGUUGAGAUGUGUCUGUUACUUGAACUCUGUGAAGCAUUUAUUUGGGCUGCAAUUUCUGAGGCUGGUAAAUCUAAUUAACUUAUCCUCUGCAGCAGAGUUAACUCUGGGUCUUCCUUUCCUGUGGCAGUCCUCAUGAGAGCCAGUUUCAUCAUAGCGCUUGAUGGUUUUUGCGACUCCACUUGAAGAAACUUUCAAAGUUCUUGAAAUGUUCCAUAUUGACUGACCUUCAUGUCUUAAAGUAGUGAUGGACUGUCGUUUCUCUUUGCUUAUUUGAGCUGUUCUUGUCAUAAUAUGGACUUGUUCUUUUACCAAAUACCCCCCCCCGACCUUGUCACAACAUAACUGAUUGGCUCAAACGCAUUAAGAAGGAAAUAAAUUCUACAAAUUAACUUUUAAGAAGGCACACCUGUUAAUUGGAAUGCAUUCCAGGUGACUACCUCAUGAAGUUGGUUGAGAUAAUGCCAAGAGUGUGCAAAGCUGUCAUCAAGGCAAAGGGUGGCUAUUUGAAGAAUCUCAAAUAUAAAAUAUAUUUUGAUUUGUUUAACACCUUUUUGGUUACUACAUGAUUCCAUAUGUGUUAUUUCAUAGUUUUGAUGUCGUCACUAUAAUUCUACAAUGUAGAAAAUAGUAAAAAUAAAGAAAAACCCUUGAAUGAGUAGGUGUUCUAAAACUUUUGACCGGUAGUGUAGUUAGUUUAUCGUUAUAAUUAUUGGCUUGGUGGAUGGCCCGGGCCUUAACUCUGACACAACACAACUAACAUUAUUAUCACAACAGAACUAGCCUACUUGUAAGUCUAGCUAACAUUAGCGAACUUGAAUGAAAUAAAAUGACACUUUUACUUGACUUUAAUACUCUAUAAAUUGGCUCUUUCAAAUAAUUUACCCUGGCAAGUUAAGCGGAAGUCGAAUUCAUCACUUCCUUUGUUUGGCCGUGCCCAUAGCAACGUUAGAAAAUGAGGUGGAUACAUGUCAAUGAAGAAAGCAUUAUGUCACAUAAAAUUUAAAUAAAUCCAGUUAAAAUAGGAAAACUGACCAGACUGAAGAUUGCGGUAUGGAAUAUUUAUUAUUCCUCCCAUCUGUCACAUGCACGUAUGUUAGCUUUUUCAAAAGCUUUAAAACUGGCAGCGAUGAUGUUCAAAGUAGUCCAACCUACAGAAUAAACCAACAGACCACUUCAACUACAAUAGCAUUCUUAGUAACGGUUACAUACAUAUAUUUUUUAUUGCUAUGACUGUGAUAUGUUGUUUAUCUACCUUAGUUUAAUUCACUGACUGUAAGUUGUUCUGGAUAAGAGUGUCUGCUGAAUGACCAAAAUGUAAAUAAAUACAUAAAAAACUAAGCAAAGCCUACUGGGUAUUUUGCUAAUGAGCUCCGCCCCAAACAAGUACAAAUUUGGUCGGUCCGGAUCAGACCAAAUCUGAACGAAUCAUAGAUGUCUAGGCUAUGUUUCACACGUUUCAACAGCCCAGUAGAGUACAGAAGAGUACAGUAAAGUAGAGUUUAAUUCAGUAGAGUACAUUGUACUCUGUGCUCUACUGUACUAUACUUUUCUUUACUGUAAUGUACUGUACUCUGCUGUACUGUGCUCUACAGUGCUGUCAAAACUUGUGAAACAUAGAUGUCUAUGAUUGGUUCAGAUUUAGACAGGCCAGUCCGUGGAUGUUGAAAUCAAGGCCGGGACCCAAAAAAGAAAUCCAGAAGACAUCGGCGUCAGUCAAUGCUUACUGGGUUGUUAGUGCUCAAAGAUACAUUUUGUAACAUAGAAAGCUCGAUAACAUUUACUGUCUUGCACAUUGGUAAGGCUAGCAGCAAAUAAAGUAGCUAUCUGACAUUCCUGUUGUAGCUAGCAUGUUGAAUAAUGCAAGGGAGAGAGACUUUCUGACAACAAUGUCCAAGUCCGAGUUGAGUCACGAGUCAUGAAAAUCGUGACUUGAGUCCAAGUCAAGUUCGAGUCCUGGACUCGAAUACUACAACACUGGGUAGGCCUAUGUUAUUUACAUAAAACAUUUUCAAAUAUGUAUUGAUUGGGCCGAGUGGCGCAGCGGUCUAAGGCGCUGCAUCGCAGUGCUUGAGGCGUCACUACAGACCCGGGUUUGAUCCCGGGCUGUGUCGCAGCCGGCCGCAACCGGGAGACCCAUGAGGCGGUGCACAAUUUGCCCAGCGUCGUCCGGGUUAGGGGAGGGUUUGGCCGGCCGGGAUGUCCUUGUCCCAUCGCGCUCUAGCGACUCCUGUGGCGGGCCAGGUGAAUGCAUGCUGACACAGUCGCCAGUUGUACGGUGUUUCCUCCGACACAUUGGUGCGGCUGGCUUCCGGGUUAAGCGAGCAGUGUGUCAAGACGCAGUGCGGCUUGGCAGGGUCGUGUUUCGGAGGAAGUGUAACCGGUGUGAAAUGGCUAGCUAGUUAGCGGUGCUAGCUUCGAGGGUGACUGUUGUCGAUGUGUGCAGAGGGUCCCUGGUUCGAGCCCAGGUAGGGGCGAGGAGAGGGACGGAAGCAACACUGUUACAGAAGCAUGGCCCUUGACCUUCGCCUCUCCGUACGGGAGUUGCAGCGAUGGGACAAGACUGUAACUACCAAUUGGGGAGAAAAAAUGGGUAAAAAGUAAAUAAAAAUAUACAUAAAAUAUGUAUCACUUAUUUAUCCCUUUCCCCACUUUUUUUCUAGACCCCCAGCAGCUCACGCUCGCAGUCUCUGAAGAGGAGGUUCCCCCUGAACAGCAGCACUGUGAGCAGAAGUGGAGCCCCAGUCUGGAGCAGAACCCAGAGCCCACACAGAUUAAAGAUGAACAAGAGGAAAUUGGGACAAAUCAGGAGGAAGAACAGCUUGAAAAGCUAGAGUCUGAUACCAACGACUCCAUAUUCACUGUCUGUGAGGAAAGAGACAGUAACCCACCUUACCCACCCCAUCAAAAGGAUUUCUCAAGCCAAGCUUCCGAGAGCAAAGAGGGGGAUGUGUUAUGCAUCCGCAUUCCUAAAGAGAUCAAAACUGAGCCUGAUGGAGAGGACUACACAGUAUCAGAAGCAACCAGUGCCUCUCAGUCCCUAUCAGAAGGAUAUCUAGGCUGUUCUGCAGCUCAGAGUGAAAACAGCGGAAGUGACAAUGAGGUGGAGAGUGGGGGACAACCGUCAGGGUCAAAGCCACUGGAAUCAUCCAGAAAAUGGGCAAAGAAAGAACUAAGCUUCCAUACCAUUGCUGGAGGCAGGGCAACCACAAAUGCUUCUCCUUAUUGUUGCAAGUUGUGUGGAAGUACAUUUGUGUACAUUGGUCCUUUAGUUAACCAUGUGAAAAAUGUACACACAAAGCAUACGAAAAUGUGUGGUGUGUGUGAAGAAGUCUUUGAGUCCAUUGCAAGUCUGACAGAUCACCUGCAAACCCACAUAAAAGCAACACGUACUUGUAAUGUUUGUGGCAAAUGCUUCCCUAGUGAUGCUAAUCUGAGAACCCACAUGGUGUCUCACACAGGGCAGAAA
Molecule: messenger RNA, 7717 nt
Organism: Coregonus sp. 'balchen'
Lineage: Eukaryota; Metazoa; Chordata; Actinopteri; Salmoniformes; Salmonidae
Source: the annotation of a GenBank genome assembly